GCAGGGCCGAUGCGCCAUAGCUGAGGUGGCCGCUGGAAGGAGAAGUCCGCCAUAGCGAACCUGAGGAGGAGAAGAUGGCCGCCAUCCUGCAAGAGAGAAAAGAAAAGAAGGAAGCCAAGAAGAAGGCCCUGCAGGAGGAGCACGCGGCAAAGUUGAGAAAGAUGAUGGAGGGGAUGGCUAGAGAAAAAGAGAGGUUGAAGAAGGAAGAAGAGGAGAAGUUGAAGGAGGUGGAAGAGGAAGAAGAAGAUGAACCACCACUGCAAAGGAGGAGAGGGAAGCACAGUGGCAGCAAGGAUGAAGAGAUGGAGAAACGGAUUUCGGAGUCGGUCGCCGACUUAUCCCUGGGCGAAGAAGAAGAGGUAACUAUGUACAUCCCCAAGGAUGAGCAAGAAACCGCUAUGAGAAAACGGGAAGCAGAAGAAGAUGUCCUGAAGCGGCAGGUGAUGGAAGAUGAAACGAGGAUGGAGUGGAAACUCGCAAUGACGAGGGAGAAGAAGAAAAGAGUGGACGCGGCGAGCGAAGUGGUCAAGGAUCUGGAGGAGGUGCAAAAAUUGACUCUACGAUUGACACCCCAGGUAGACCUCCAACAAAAGGUAGAGAUCAUUGCCCAGAGUGUUGAACGUUUAGCCAGAGUGCAAGAACAACAAGACGAGUUUAGCCAAAGCCAGGAUAUAGUUGUGCGUUCAAUGCGAAUGGGAUUUCGGGACUUUGCUUGCGAGCUGGUAGGUGUUGUAGGAGCCGAGGUGAAUCAUCGCCUCGAGAAGACUGAGCGCUUUUGUGUGGGCGCCAUCGAGGGCGUCAAGGUGGCAGCUCCCAAGGAGGAAGAGGCGCGUCCUCGUAGGGAGCCGGUCAAAGUCAAGUUCCCUGAUUCCUACAGUGGAAAGAAGGAAGAAAACUUUGACAACUGGGAGGCCAACGUCAAAACCUAUGUGCAUCUGCAACAGGUCUCCCCAGAUCAGCACGUGUUGAUUGCGAUUCAUGCGCUUAGAGACGAGGCCGCCAGUUUCGCAAGGUCCCUAGUCCGCGCGGCCAACUGUAACAACGAUGCGGUGGCCUAUUCAUCGUUCACUCCCCUCGUUGACUUCAUGAAAUUGCUGCGCGAGCAAUUCGCUGAUGUCGCUCGCAGUGUCAAGGCCUCAGAUAAGCUCCAAACCAUCCAUGCUCAUAAAUGGAAGAGUGUCAGGGCACUCAAGGGCACGAUGGAUGAGUUAGUGGCUGUCCCUGACCAUGGAGUCACGGAGGCCCAAUUGGUUGGCCUCUUCUAUCGGGCUAUGCCCGAAGCCUUUCGAGGGCACUUCUUCGCGAAGAGCGAAGACCCUGCCACCACUUAUGAUUCUCUUAGUCGUGAAGUGGUGGCUUUUGAAGCGAAGUUGGUGUCGCUCUCUACCUUCUGGCACAAAGACCUCGACAAAGGAAAGCAAUGGAAAGGUCGCACGAUCUCAGGGCAAGUUAAGACUAAGGAUAGUCUUGUCCUGACUUUAGACAAAGGUAGUGUCGGCGAGAUCCCCUAUGAACAGAUUGAAUGGGGGUUAGAGGACGAGGACAGCGGUGCGAGUCAGGGGAGAACUUACGCUGCUGUUGCGGCUGGAGGGAGGCCGCAAGGAGGAGGACGAGGCCAAGGCCAAGGGGGCCGGGCCUCAGGGAGCUACAAGACCCUCCAAGAACAUCAGGGUCAUCUCAGGCAGGUCUUGGAGAAGCUGAGAGAAGCAAACUUCAAGAUCAAUGCAAAGAAGUGCGAUUGGGCGAAGACCCAAGUCUUAUAUCUAGGCCACGUCUUAGACGGAGACGGCGUUAAGCUAGAAGACGGCAAAAUCGCAGCGAUUAGAGAUUGGCCCACGCCUCGUACGCUAACAGAGUUGCGAUCAUUCUUGGGCUUAGCUAACUACUAUAGGAAGUUCGUGAGGAACUCCUCCACUAUCGCUGCGCCCCUUCGCAGACUGCUCAGGAAGGAGGCCAUCUGGAAGUGGGAUAAGGAUUGCACGUCUGCCAUGAAGAAGUUGAAGCAUGCAUUGAUAGAGUACCCAGUCCUUAAGGUAGUCGAUCCGUCCUUGCCCUUUGUCGUUACUACGGACGCUAGUCAGUACGGCAUAGGUGUUGUGUUGCAGCAAGACGAUGGCAAUGGUUAUAGACCCGUAGAGUUCAUGUCCGCUAGGAUGCCUUCAGAGAAGGUUGCGACAUCUACCUAUGAGAGGGAACUCUACGCUCUCAGGCAAGCAUUAGAGCACUGGAAGCAUUACUUGCUUGGGAGGCACUUCAAAGUCUAUUCUGACCACGAGACCUUGCGAUGGUUAAAGACGCAGGCCAAGAUGACACCUAAGCUUACUAGGUGGGCCGCAGAAAUAGAUCAAUACGACUUUGAGCUCAAGCCGGUCAAAGGGAAGCUGGAAUUGCAGUUGCCUACCCAUAAAUGCCAUAGCCAGGACUUCUAUGUUCACCCCAGGCGCAGUGCUGUUGUCGUCUGGGAGACGACACGGUGCUCUUCUUCUAUGCAGCGAACAACGUCUGCGAAACCAGCAACAGUAUAAGGAUUACAAUUGUAAGCAAGGAGACAUACAUUAAUGGCAUAGUACGCACAACGCCCUCGCUGUAGCGCUAUGACAUU
Messenger RNA from Chara braunii, 2602 nucleotides. NCBI's taxonomy places the organism in Eukaryota, Viridiplantae, Streptophyta, Charophyceae, Charales, Characeae. The record is from the annotation of a GenBank genome assembly.